UCCGUGGUGACGCACUUAGUGUCCGCGGAGGGAGGACGAGGACGGGGGCGGUGGCUGCGAAGGGGGGCCCCUGCUCUCCCCGUUUCCCCUACUCUCGCUCAGGCAGCCGCCGCCGCCGCUGCCGCCGCCGCCACUGCCGCCAUGUUGGUUUGAGAGGCUAUGACAGGAGUCGGCUGCGGCGUGUGGGAUUGAAAAGUGGAGAAGGAGGAGGAGGAGAAACAAAGCUCUGAGAGGAAACCAUUCCCCGGCUGAGGAGAGGGAGGACCCGGCCUCUUCCGGGGACCAGCCGAAGUCGGCGUCGCCCGGAGCUCGCGAGGCCGGGGAGGGGAGGGGAAGGCGGAGACCGGGGAGGCAGCGGCGGCGGGGGAGGCGGAGGCAGAAGAGGAGCGCCGAGGAGCCGGAGACGAUGCGCCCCGACCCGCGCUGCUGCCCGGAGGCGCCCGCGGCCUGAGCCCAGAGGGGCUGUGGAGUGUCCCGGCCGGCCGCGAGCACCCCGUGCUGUCGGUCCCCCGUCCCGGUCUUUCGCUUUGGCUCCCAACUAGUUAAAUGCCCUUGAGCGCGGGUUUCCGCGGCCCGGCUCUUCGCCCCGGCGGCGCGAGUUGAGCCGUUCACCCGCGCGGGCGCCCCGAGAGCGGCUCGGCAGGGUCCGCGGCCAGCGUCCGGCCACCGCUCGGCCGCCACUCACGGCUCACGCGUCGAUGUGUAGCUACAUAGUUAUCUAUGUACAUCCACGCUGGGGCAUUUUUCUCCUGCUUAAUGAGGACUUGACUCGGGAGCGAGUGUGAAUCAUUGCCGGGGCUGGGAAAGGAGGAAGGCGGAUUUAACCCCCUCCCACCCCUCUUCAUGUCCGUGUGUCACUCGGCUCGGUCCACCUGGCGCGGCCGGUCCUGGGUCUGCUGCUGCUGCUGCUGACGACGACGACGACAGGGGCUGCCUCUGCUGUCCCGGGGGUUUCUUCCUGCUCCGGCCACACAGCUCCUGGGGAUUGUUCCUCUUCGCACCAGAACCUCGGCCUGACCGGCACUUUGGCUCCGAAAUAACUUAUUUUUGGGAGAGAAAGCACAUCACGAACCAGUCAAAAUCGUGAAGGCUUAUUUCUGUAGCUUGAAGACUUCUGCUGUUUUUUCUUUUUUUUUUUUUGUUUGUUUGUUUGUUUGUUUUUUGUUUUUUGUUUUCCGUAAAUAUCUGGGUAUACAUCAACCGGCAAGAUGUCCAGUAAUGUCCCGGCGGAUAUGAUAAAUUUGCGCCUCAUUUUGGUAAGCGGAAAAACAAAAGAAUUCCUGUUUUCUCCUAAUGAUUCUGCUUCUGACAUUGCAAAGCAUGUAUAUGACAAUUGGCCAAUGGACUGGGAAGAAGAGCAGGUCAGCAGUCCAAAUAUUCUACGACUCAUUUAUCAAGGACGAUUUCUACAUGGAAAUGUCACAUUAGGAGCAUUAAAACUUCCUUUUGGCAAAACAACAGUGAUGCAUUUGGUGGCCAGAGAGACAUUGCCAGAGCCAAACUCUCAAGGUCAGAGGAAUCGUGAGAAGACUGGAGAGAGUAAUUGUUGUGUAAUCCUGUAAACACUGUCUGCCUAGUGUGAUGUGAUAUAGUCUUUGUCUUUCAUGCUGCUGGGACAGAAAAGACCCGACAUUGCUUCAGAAACCAUUCAGAACAGUCUGACUAUAAACCCAUGGAACUGAAUUACCACAUGAACACUGUCAUCUUUUCUCAUGAAAGUAAAAGAACCAAGAACAUUUUUCACUCUGAUUUUUUAUUUCUCGUAUUUUUAUGUUGAGCUGUUUUAAAACAUAUUGGUUUUUGAAUGUCAAUCUCCAGGGGAAAAGUUAACAAGUUAUCUUUCGUAGCAGAAACCAUUUUGCUGCCACAAAAUUUUCAUCAUUAGAACUAAUAAAGCAAGUGUUCCAAAUACAAUUUGCACUAAAAAGAUUGGCAUUAUUUUCCUCAUCAGCAGAAUUUAUAACAGUUUAUGUACCUAGAAAUACUUACAUAUACAAUUCCACACUGGAAGACACUCAGCAAUUAAUGGAGUUAAUUACUGGGCCAACUUGAGAGGAAAAAAUGGAAAAGAAACAAAAAUGUUGGGUGAAUUCUACCAAAGUCAGCCGUGGUGGCUGCACUGGCACAGAAUACUAAACUGAGUGUGACUCUUUUCACUGCAACAAAUGAAAAAACAAAAUGUGCCUGUUUAAAGCACUCAGUAGAGGGCUGAUGAAACUGAUUUUUUUUCCUUUAAGACAUGCACUCUUGAGUCCUACAGUAACUGAGUGCUUGUUUAGACAGCACAAGAAGGGGUGAGAGUGCGUCUCCUAGCCUUAAUGUGGGAGGGUAGUUCCAGUCACUCAUCGGCUUUCAUUAUUGUGCAGAAAUAUUAGAAAACCUCAUUGAUCAAUUUUAUGUAUUUGAAUAUCAGUGAAUUGAAAUUUUCCAUAAUUAUCAUUCAUUUGUAACCACAUCCAGUGUCAUUCUUACUCCUUAGAGAGUUCAGAUGAAUUCUUAAAAUUAAAAAAAAAAAACUCCAUAGUACUAAUUUUGUUUCUUUAUAUAGUUUGCAUUUGAUAUUAGUGCUUGCAAUUGUAUUAAAGUCAAAAGCUGAUUUUUAUGGCAUACACAAUUAAGAAUGCCACUUUUUCUUUUAUUUCAUACCAAUAAUUUAAAGAUUGAUAUGCUAAAAACAAUUUGCACAGCACUAAAGCAUGAGCUAGUUUCAUCUAAACCUGUAAAAAUAUGAAAGAUUUUAUAUUUUUUCACUGGGAAGAAAUUCUUCCUGGGUGAAAUUACAAAUAUGUGUAGAAUAUAUUUAAUAAAAGACUUAUAAAGUACCUAACUAUAGGACUUAAAAUAUAGAUUGGCUUGUAGUAUAUAGAACAAUAUUCCAUAUAAAUAAGUUUAGCCUUUAUAAAAAUGAAGUUGCAGGCUGACAUUACAUUCUGUACUUACUAAGCAUCAACAGCCCUUAAAAACAUUAAAUGUAAAUGGUUUCAAAUGGUCAGCGUUGUUUAAAUGUAAUCAGGUUAUUUUAUUCAUUGUUAAUGCUUUGAUGAAAAGGCUUUAUAUGCAGUAGAUCUACGAAAAUAUUGUUCAUACUGAUCAGAAUUAAAUUUGUAUAGAGCAGAGUUUUAAAACGAAUGUAAAUAGCACUAAACAUUUUCUUUCUGCAACCUGUACUUAUAGAUUCUUCCUGUAAACUAAAUAAAAAAAAAAAAUCAUAGUGCAUUUUGGUGGUAAUUUUAAAGGUCUUGAUUAGGUCAAUAAUUGUUAAAGCACUGUCUCAUUCAUGUUUUCUACUUUUAUUUCUUAAGCUUUUAAAAUUCAUUUAAUAUUCUGUUGUUGGUUUGGAGAGUAUUCCCAAUGUAUCUUUGAUAUUUAACAUGGUUAAUUUGUGUACAGUCACAACAAUGGAUAGAAUUAUGUAGUCUGUGUUAUCACUAAAAUGUUAUAUUCAAGAGAUGUUAAAUAUAUGCUUUGUUGACUAGCUGAAAUGUGAAUUCUGUUAGUGUUGACUAAAGAAUCUGGUAGUUGCUUAAUUGGGCAAUUAAAACAAUUUAUGGCUCUAUUCUUUUGUAAAACAAACUACUGGUAAUUAUUUUUAAUACUUAUUUUCAUUCUAAUUACUCUUUUUUUAAGUUAAAGACUAUCAGUUAAUUAAGAUUGAGUUUUUAUGAUGUUUAAAAAUCUCUGUUGGUUUUUCAAUAUAUUUUUCUGUGUGUUCUCAGAUUAUAUAUUUCAAUCAAUUUAGAGUUUGCUAAGUGAGAUAAACUGGUUCACUAGUAGAGAAAGAAUUAUGUCGCUUAAUACCUAAUAUCAUAGUUGUACAACAUGAAAAAAAAUAAAAAGUAGCAGUAAAAGUAUAUACUGAAAACACCAAAAAUUUAGAUGCCUUAAUAGUAUAUACGUGAAAAUACUCAGCUGCCCCUUUAAAAAUAAUUUCUUGGACUGCCUGGUGGUUAAAAUACGAUUCCUCAUAUCCAAGGCUACUUUUGAAGAUCCCUCUGCCAAAAAUACAGCUUGCUUAUCUAAAAGUGAGAGCUGCGUAGAUCCAGUAAUGUACAUAAAGCCUGAAUGAUGAGCCUAUGUCCCUGCCUAACGCUGGUGUCUCACUCAUCUCUUUUAUCUGAAUUGUCCUGAACUUUGUUAAGUGUUCCGGACGAGGCCAAGCUUUUCUUUAUUAAAACCUUAGCAUGUCUCCCUGAUCUGAACUAUUUGCUUUCUCUUCAAGAUAAGUUGUAUUUUGCCAUGAAAAAAUACAGUAUCUAACAUUACCAUUCACAUUAAAUGAAGUUUCCUCAUAGCAUCUAUCUUUAGUUUUAUGAAGUCAUCGUGACCAAUGUUACAGUAAUUUCUGUUAGCUGAUUGUGGUAAACAAUGUUUAAUGUGAAAAGAAAUUAAAACUUCAUCUGUUGUAGAA
Chlorocebus sabaeus (green monkey) is the source of this 4408-nucleotide messenger RNA. RefSeq names its product ubiquitin like 3 (gene UBL3). The record is from RefSeq and is a predicted model, not a curated record. Lineage: Eukaryota; Metazoa; Chordata; Mammalia; Primates; Cercopithecidae. Gene Ontology annotation, molecular function: protein binding.